CGGACCGUUUGAGAUUUAUAAGAUUUUUUUUAUCUUCAGAUAUUAAUUAUUUCUUACUUUUCUUGUACGGGAAUUGGGCCGGGGCUGGGCCGGGAACAACGUACAUAAAUCACCCCACCCAAGAUAUUAGCGAAAAUGAAAGUACCAUUCGGAACGCCUCUUAGAUUUCGCGGGAAAAUGACCUGUUACAUAAACAAAAUGUGCGAUGCUGUACAUAUGUAACCAAUGCCUAGAAACUUCAUUCUUGUAGAUAGGAACAUUUUACGUCAGUUGUGGAGUGAAACAUAUAACCGAUAUACUUACAUGACAUUAGGAUUAUUGAAAAUGGCUGAAUCUCCAUAUUUCAAACGUGGUAGAGUAACCAGAUCAAAAUUAGCAUUGAACAGACCAACUGUUUGUAAUCCCCCAAAAAUACACCCGUCAUUUCCUACAGAAACACUGUUGAAAGUCAAAGAAGAGCCUCGAGACGAUGACUAUGCCCAAACCUUCGAUGCUUUCGACCAAAGAAGAACGGAGCCGUUUAAUAAAUGUGAUAACAUCUGCGUGAAGUCGGAAACGAAUGUUGGAGAAACACUGGAGAUUAAACAAGAGCCGUCUGUGGACAGUGUUGAACCUAAUUUGGACAAAGAUACCAGAACUACAAAGAAAGGAUCUAAAACAAGGAAAAGAGGCAAACAGACAAUCCAAUAUGAAAAUGGCCCCAUAAAAUCUGAGCCAACAGAUACUGAUUUUCAGACUUCUUAUGAUGAUAGCGACCAAAAGAAAACAAAAUGGGAGCCACCACUCUGGAAAACACAUCUUGAAAAUAUUAUUGAAAUGAGAAAGGACAAGAGUGCACCAGUAGACUCCAUGGGUUGUGAUGAAAUUAGUGAUAAAGAUUCAAAGCCUGAGGUGUAUCGUUAUCAAGUACUGCUUUCACUUAUGCUAUCCAGUCAGACUAAAGAUCAGGUGACAUCUGCAGCAAUGUCUAAGCUUCGCUCACAUGGCUGUACUGUUGACAAUAUCCUCAAAACAUCUGAUGAAAAACUUGGAAAACUGAUAUACCCUGUAGGUUUCUGGAAGAAAAAGGUGAUUUACAUAAAGAAAACUAGUGUCAUUCUUCGAGAUGAAUACAACGGUGACAUUCCUGAUACUGUAGCAGACUUGUGCAAACUUCCAGGGGUAGGACCCAAAAUGGCCUAUCUUACCAUGAAAUGUGCCUGGGACCAGGUGGUGGGCAUAGGUGUUGACACACAUGUACACAGGAUCUGUAACUGGCUAGGUUGGGUAAAGAAGCCUACAAAAGAUCCAGAACAGACACGAAAAGCAUUGGAGGAGUGGUUACCAAGAGAACAUUGGAAGACCAUCAACCACCUGUUGGUAGGCUUUGGCCAGCAGACCUGCCUGCCUGUCAGACCAAAAUGUACUUCCUGUCUCAACCAACAGAUCUGUGCUGUCGGCAGGGCUACUGUGAAAAAAAUGGGGGUCAAGAUCAAGAAAGAGAUGAAAAUUAAAAAAGAAGAAAGAUGAAUUUCUGCCAAAAUCAGUUUUAAAGUUGAAAGUUGUGACUAUCUGUCAUUGACUUGUUUCUUCAAGUAAUCCUGUCAAUAUCAUGAUCUGGAAGGAUGGUCUUUUCAAUGUGAUGAUCACCGAAAGAUUUAGGGCAUUACAAUUUACUAAUCAUUUAUGUGUUUAUUGAUAACAAGUUGUUGAUCCUUGAUUUUUGUUGUGUUAUUUUGUUAAUUGAUAUAAGAAUGUACUCUUUUGUAGGGAGUAUUGGGGCAACAUUGAUCUUCUGUUGGUGGGCUUCGGUCAGCAGAUUUGUACAGCCAG
Messenger RNA from Ylistrum balloti, 1812 nucleotides. Its product is annotated as endonuclease III-like protein 1. Gene Ontology annotation, molecular function: DNA binding; DNA-(apurinic or apyrimidinic site) endonuclease activity; oxidized pyrimidine nucleobase lesion DNA N-glycosylase activity. Gene Ontology annotation, cellular component: nucleus. Gene Ontology annotation, biological process: nucleotide-excision repair; base-excision repair, AP site formation; base-excision repair. The record is from RefSeq and is a predicted model, not a curated record. The transcript has 4 exons. Bases 226 to 1509 code for a protein of 427 amino acids. NCBI's taxonomy places the organism in Eukaryota, Metazoa, Mollusca, Bivalvia, Pectinida, Pectinidae.